AUCAAACAGAGACACAUUCGCGAAAAGAUACAAUGGCAUUGUCUUUGAAUUUCGUCAGUUCUUUAAUUACGCCUAAAACACUUACCCUCGAUUGGGGUUUUGGCAAAUAGUGCCAAUUAUAUGCCUUUUUGGGUGUAAACAAAUUCGGAUUCGGAUUCCAAGCGUGUUUAGAACAAAUAUAGCCAAAGCCAAAAAAGAAAAAAAUAAUAACAAAAAGCCAUAGAUCUCGAGAUCCCGAAACAGAUGUUUGCUUUGGCCAAAUAACUUUUAAUCUUUGGGCGAUUGGAUGCUGAAUUGGAUGGAGGCUUUUGCUAUGGAUUCGAGAACUAUAAAACUCAGAUGGAAGUUCUUGGGUAGGCACAGUUAUCCAAAGAUACGCAACUGAAAGAUGCGAUUUAUCUGCGUUGUGAUACUGGGCUGCCUGGUGGCAGGCACCUAUGCCGCAACCACAGCCAGCGAUCCCACAUCCUCCUCAUCCUCGACAUCCCCGUCGACAUCCUCAACCUCCACUUCCUCCACAUCCCCGUCCACGUCCUCAUCGACCUCGACUUCUCCUUCGACAUCUUCCACUUCAUCGACAACCUCCACAUCCAGUUCGUCCACCUCGGACACCGCAACCACCACCACCACCACGACAACCACAACCACUGUGGCACCCACGACGACCACAACCACCGAGGCUACAAAAUCCAAGAAAGUGGAGCGAAGGGUUCACUACAGGAAUCGCCGAUCCAGGAAGGAUAAGAAGAAGAAGAAGAAGGUCAAGAAGGUCAGGAGGAGGAAGAACAAGCGCAGCCGUCGCAGCGGUUAAAUCAAACCAAAGAUUUCAAACUAACCCACUGAUUCCACAGCAAAAAUAAUUAUAAAUUAAUUUGACCAAAUAAAGAAAUAUAACCUACAUAUGGAAGUUCAUUUUCGCAAUUUUAGAAAUUUUAGUUGGGUUCAAAUUACCAAAUUAGAAACCCUUGAAUAAAAUACGCUUUGUAUUGAGUUUUUUAGUUAAUGCUUUUAUUUAUUAUAUUAUAUGGUGGGAUCGACUCUAAAAUCGAUCUCUCAAAAUGAGUUCUAUGACACUUUCGGUUAUACAAAUGAAUUAAAAAAGUUGUUUUUUUUUGUGGUUUUUUUUGUAGGCUUUUGUUUUGUGUAAUUUUCGAUUAACUAAGGGGAAAGACAUGCGACGACAUCAAAUGAACAUCGGAUAGAAUGUCCACACAAAUGUAGAUAUAUAUACUCGUAUAUGUAGAUAUAGGUUUUAAGUAAAUUGUCUGCCAAUUUGCGUAUCUAUAUGUUGUGUAUAUAUAUAUAUAUAUAGGUAUAUAUGCGAAGUCAUAUCCGUAGACUUAGGUGGCUAAAAACGUUUUGAAAAUCGAAUAUCGAAUCGAAACACAAAGUGAAGAAGAUAGUUGCAAGUAUAAAAAAUAGGUUUAUGUUUGUUUAUCCUUCUACAAAUCUUCCAUCCUCGUUUUACAUUAUCUUUUUUAUAUAAAAUCUUCUUCUUCAAUCUUCUAUAUCCACAACCUCAACCUGGCCAGCAGUAUGCGUGUGUGUGUAUGUUUUUUUCUUUUUGUAUCUAUGUUUAUAAUCAGCGACCUCAGUUUUGUUUUUUGUUUUUUCGUUUUUUUAGGUGGAAACAGGAAGCGGCAACAAGAGCAAAUUCUCAUUGCUUAACUGCGAUUGAUUUGAGUUUUGAUUAUUUUUUGGGAUGGUUUUCUUUAUCAGUAUGCUCAUCUAUAAUAUAUAAAUGUGUAGAUCAUCGUUCAACGUUUAUAAAAAAAUAUAUAUGUAUAUAUAUGUUUCGCCAUGAAGUUUGAACUGUUCUCUCAAGACUUUUCUUUCUGGGAUGUCGAUAAUGCACCAAUGUGGGAAUAUUUAUACAAUAAGUAUAAGUAUAUCUGUAAAUGGAUAUGUUUUACUUUUCUCAUUUUAUUUCGGCAACAUUGUUAUUGAAUUUACGUUAAGGUUUGCUUGUGAACUCUUUUGGGUUUUAGUUUUUCUUUUUUGGAAUGAAUUCUUGCUUUAGUAUUUCGAAGAAUUAACAAAAGUGUGAAUGCUGAAGGCAGAAUCAAGAGUUGGAAUCGGUUAACUUUACAGAUAACUAUAAGUUAAGGGCUUUGCCAAGUGCACUUCGCAAUUAUUCAAGAGGGAAGCCUGUAUAAUAAGAGUUCUUCAACAUAUAAUUGUUCUUAUGCUUCCCCAUCGAAUAGUUACAAAAUGCACAAUGGAUUGUUGAACUGGACUUCAUUGGUUUACAUAGAAAAGUAUACAAAACUAAAUUGCUACUUAAUUAAGGUACAAAAAAAUGGAAAAAAAAUAAGCGAAUCGAAAGUUGAUGGAAAUCUCUUUUUCGAAUUUGGGCUUUAGGAGCUGUUUUUUGUUUUGUUUUUUUUUUUUUUAGUUAGUUAGUUAGUCUAGGGUAAGUAAAUGGGGUUAUUAUGCUAUUACAUAUUUCAUAUUUUGUGGUUCAUUGUGGUUGCUUAUGCGCCUUUCGAUCUCUAGAUAUAUAUUUAAUAUUGUAUUGUAUUUCGCCUCUCAUUUCGUUCUACGCUUUUCACUUCUUUAACAUUCAUUUUGUUUUUGUUAAAUUUUAUUUUAAAUAUCACGGCAUUCAGCUGAGGUCUGAUCUGAUCUAUUUCUUAUGCUUAUAUAUCUUUCCAUACGAUUUUGUUUAUCAUUUUUUAUUGCAUUGGCAUUUCACAUUUUAGUUUUGGGUGUUUACUUCUUCUUUUAUUUUUUUUUUUUAUGUUUUUGUUUUUGUGUUGCAUAAAAGUCAAACAAACAGCGAAGAAAAAAAUAAUAAUGGCUUUCGGAUAUCGUCUAUGGACUAAUCUUUUGGACUAAACAAAACGGGCAAAAAUUAAACUAAAAUAGCUCGUGACAGAGACACAGAUACAGAUACGAAUACCGAGGAUGCGGAUAGAGAUGGAGUUAUAGAUA
Drosophila ficusphila is the source of this 2934-nucleotide messenger RNA. RefSeq names its product A-agglutinin anchorage subunit. NCBI's taxonomy places the organism in Eukaryota, Metazoa, Arthropoda, Insecta, Diptera, Drosophilidae. The record is from RefSeq and is a predicted model, not a curated record. The coding region runs from base 389 to 811 and encodes 140 amino acids. The transcript has a single exon.